Messenger RNA from Capronia coronata CBS 617.96, 1746 nucleotides. RefSeq lists its product as uncharacterized. NCBI's taxonomy places the organism in Eukaryota, Fungi, Ascomycota, Eurotiomycetes, Chaetothyriales, Herpotrichiellaceae. Gene Ontology annotation, cellular component: transcription factor TFIIIC complex. Gene Ontology annotation, biological process: transcription initiation at RNA polymerase III promoter. The transcript has a single exon. Bases 1 to 1746 code for a protein of 581 amino acids. The record is from RefSeq and is a predicted model, not a curated record.
AUGACGAACCCAUCAAGAAAUUCAUCAACCGCGCCAUGGUAUCCGGUGCCAAACACACCUAUUAUCUCUGUUGAACACCCGUGCAUCGUUCGAAAUGUCGACAAAGCUGUGGAAAUGCUUGGGGGACCUAAGGAGAUUGCCCAGUGUCUCACCGUCAACACUGAUAGACCGUUAGGGCUGAGUUUCCAGCCUGACGACCCUGCCAGUCGGACGGUGAUGUCUUACAACAGGAAAACCAACAAUCUUUUACUACGAUUUACCGUGCCUAAGCGGACAGGGAGAAAAAGAAAGCGUGGCUCCGACGAGCCGUUUCUUGAGCACGCCACAGCUCCUCUUCAGAGGAAGGAUGCUUACCAUCUUCUCCGUUCCUUGAAAGACAACCCUCACAGAAGUCAAGUCGAGGUUGUUGGUGGGAUCCGCUCGACACACGUGUGGCGGAGCAUGCCUGACUAUGUGUACUCCUCUAAGGGGUCGACCUUCCUUAAAGAGCUGCAGACCAAAAUACUUCCGCAAGAAUAUCCGCGACUCAAAGAAUGGUCCCUUCCACGAACAUAUGGUCUGGCUGAUACUGAAACCUUCCCGCCGCCGGUGUGGUCUACCUCAAGUCUGCCACUCAACUAUACCUACCGCCAAAACCCAGCGGUCAAAACGGUGGCAGAUCCAGUAACCGGUCAAAAAACGCUGCGGAAUACGCAGGCCCCGAAAAAGCUUUUGACGUAUCAGUGUCAAUAUGACGAUGAGAAGUGGCCAGACACACCCAACCCAGAUUGCACCCCUUUGUCGCAACUACCAGAGCCGCACCGCAGGGUGUACAGCAUCAUGAAGGAUCUGUUUGAAGAGCGGCCGAUCUGGUCCCGGCGAGCCCUCCUCAAUCGUUUCCCGGAUGACGCCCCGAUGUUCUUAGCCCGACACCUUGUUGCAUACGUCGCCUUUGCCAUACGGUCAGGGCCUUGGCGAGAUACACUAUGCAAAUUGGGCGUAGACCCAAGAAAAGACCGCUCGUAUCGCAAGUACCAGAGUGUGCUCAUCCAACUGGUGUCGCGUUAUCGCGCGCAGGGUGAGAGUCUGGACGAGACUGGUCGCUCUUGGGUUCGGAGUAAGGACAGAAUGUCCCAUAUCUUUACGGGCAAGCAGGAUAUUCCUCCCGAUGGCAAAGUGUGGCAGCUGUGUGACCUGCAAGAGCCCCAACUCAAGAAGCUGGUAGACGUGCCGGACAUUUACAUUCGUCACGAGUGCGAACGGCGGUAUUUCGGGUGGUAUCACAAUGGAACUGUGGCUAAGAUCCGCAUCGCUCUGAAAGCCAAAGUCGAUGCGCUCCUCGGCGGCGAAGCAUUCGACGAAGCGGCAUUAGAGAGAUUUCUGAAGCUGCCAGAACGUUAUGAUGCGUCGGAAGCACACAAGGCUAAUGAAGCCUCCAGCAACGCGGUGGCCGCAUAUCUGCCAAAAGAUGCUAGCAAGAAGGAGCUAGAAUGGGCAAGCGCAUAUCGAGCAUUGUGCCGCACAAUGCAUGGUUCACUUCCGAUCGCGGGUGGCAGUGGAAAGGGAAGACUUAGUAAAAGCAAGCUGUCCACAAGACCUAGCUUCAUCGCAACCGCAAACGAGAGUCUCGGGGACACGGACGACCAUGAGCUUGAUAUGGCAGAGGGUUAUGAAGAACCAGAGGAUGGUGAUGAUGGGCUCAAUGAACAAGACCAAGGACAGGAGGACGACUACGCUCCUGGAGAGGUCGAGCCACACAGAGGCUAA